This is a messenger RNA of Loa loa (African eye worm), 840 nucleotides long. RefSeq names its product cuticlin 1. Lineage: Eukaryota; Metazoa; Nematoda; Chromadorea; Rhabditida; Onchocercidae. Bases 1 to 840 code for a protein of 279 amino acids. The transcript has 6 exons. The record is from RefSeq and is a predicted model, not a curated record.
AUGUUCGCUAAUGUAAAAGUGAUGAUUUCGUUCCACGAGGAAUUUAUCACGAAAGUGGAUAGGGGUUAUGAAAUUAGCUGUUUUUACAUGGAAGCAGAUAAAACAGUAACAUAUCCAUUGACAGUAUCAAUGAAAUCACUAGAACCGUUCACAGAGCUGGCCGAAAUGCCACGAUGUCGUUACGAAGUAGUGGAUCCAAUUUCUAUGGAACCGUUAUCGGUGGUUUCUGUUGGUAGCAAAUUGCUUCAUAAAUGGAAAUGUGAUACCACUUCUACAAAUCUGUGGUGUAUGACGGUUCAUUCAUGCUUUGUCGAAGAUGGAUCGGGCACACAAUUUGUUAUACUUAACGAAGAUGGAUGUGCAAUCGAUCGGUACCUGUUGGACAACCUAGAAUACGGUCCUAAUGAAUUAGAAGCACAAAAGGAAGCACAUGCUUUCAAAUUUGCGGACAAAGUAGUAGUGAACUUCCAAUGCUCAGUCAGGUUGGAUAUCCGAGAUGGCGAGUGCCCAAAGCCACAAUGCCGAGAUUUGAGCAAUCAAAAGAAGGCAGUAAGACGACGAGCAUUACCGGAUUUACCUCUAAUAUUGAACUUGACUGACCACAUGGCUGAAGUAGACGUCCGUUCCCAACAGCUCGAUGUAUUGGAUACUCAACUAGAUUUCGGCGUUCCACCAAAUAAUCCUCGGGUAGCCGCACAGAUUCGUCGAUUGCAAAGGCCGGAAGGUGACUGCAUCAGUGCGACAUCAGCAGUCGUUGGCGCUUCACUCUCUGUUAUGGUGAUGCUUGUAUUAGUCGUUCAUAUCGUGUACCUUUACAGAACGACACAACUUAAACGAUAG